AUGCCCGAUGCUAAUACCUACACUGUCGGCUGGAUAUGUGCAAUACAGCCCGAAUACGUUGCAGCGCUAUCUUUUCUGGAUGAGAAGCACGAACGUCCCGAUUACGUCUCUACGAACGAUGCGAAUGUAUACACCCUGGGAAGCCUAGGGAGGCACAACAUCGUCAUCGGCGUUCUGCCUGAUGGUGAAUAUGGCAUUGCCUCUGCUGUAAGCGUGGCAAAGGGUAUGCUAAGUAGCUUUCCGAACAUCAGAAUUGGGUUGAUGGUCGGCAUUGGCGAUGGGGCUCCGAGCAUAAAGCACGAUAUUCGGUUAGGGGAUGUUGUCGUUAGCGCUCCCCGCGAUGGACGUGGCGGUGUAUUUCAAUAUGAUUUUGGAAAAACGAUCCAGGACCAGGAAUUCCAUGCUACAGGUAUCCUAAACCAGAGUCCCGAGUUGCUACGAGGGGCAAUAGCGGAUAUUCGAGCCGAGUAUGAGCUUCACGGUCAUCAACUCGAACAAGCGAUCAAUGAGGUCUUCGAUAGGUUCCCUCGGCUCCGACAGAAGUACCAGAGACCAGAUGAAGACAGUGACGUACUGUUCCACAGUGAGGUUGUUCAUCGAGGCGAAGGAGCGAGCUGCGCGACAGACUGUGGCAAUAACCUGUCAAACAAGGUCCCAAGACGCAAACGGACUACCGACGAAAAUAAUCCAGCUAUCCACUAUAGCACAAUUGCCUCGGCGAACCAGCUAAUGAAGGAUGCUCAUAUUCGGGAUAAGCUUGCUGCUGAGCAUAACAUACUCUGUUUCGAGAUGGAAGCGGCUGGUUUGAUAAACCGGUUUCCCUGUGUUAUUAUCCGAGGAAUCUGUGAUUACUCUAACUCACAUAAGAACAAAAUCUGGCAAGGAUAUGCUGCUAUGGUCGCCGCUGCUUACGCAAAGGAUCUGCUUAGUCGCAUACCGCCAAACAAACUUGAGGCAGAGAGAAAAAUAUCCGAAGCCUUAGAUUCCAGUGCAUCUUUCGACUCAAGCGACGAGCAUAACACCGUCUGCCUACCAAAUACUCGGGCCUUAGAUCCUAAUACCAGGCCUAUUUUUUGGCUUAACGGCAAAGCGGGGACAGGAAAGUCGACAGUAUCUCGAUCUGUUGCCCAGGACUUCGAUAGGACAGGCCGCCUCGGUGGCAGCUUUUUCUUCAAGAGAGGAGAAGCUGACCGAGGGAGCUUGUCCAGGGUUUUCAUGACCCUUGCCGUCGAUUUGGCUCGAAGGAAGCCCGCCGUGAUAAGGUACAUCAAAACCGCUGUUGAUGGCGACCCAUAUAUUGCUGAGAGGCCGGCUCGAGACCUGUUUGACAAACUGAUCAUACAGCCUUUGCGAUAUACGCUGACUCCAGAAUCAGCCUCCCUAGUUUUUGUUAUUGAUGCACUUGAUGAAUGCGAUAAAGACGAGGACAUCAGGCUUCUGAUCAAUCUCUUUGCUAGUACUAAAGAGGAGUUAUCCUCAAAACUCAGAAUUUUCAUCACAAGCAGGCCUGAGCUGCCAGUUCGGCUGGGGUUUCAGCAAGCAAGAGGUUUAUAUCAAGAUCUUAUAUUGCAUGAGAUACCACCCAGUAUAAUAGAGCACGAUAUCGCCAUUUUCCUCCGUCAUGAGCUUCUGAAAAUUAGGCUGGAUUUUAACGCAGAUACGACUCAGUCAUACCCACUAUCGGAAAAUUGGCCAGGGGAAGAAAAUAUUGAUCAUUUGACAAAGAUGGCCGUUCCUCUUUUUAUCUUUGCCGCUACGCUUUGCCGUUCUCUUGCCGAUCCCAGGAUUAGACACCCAGAUCAGCAAUUGCAGACAGUUCUUAAAUUCCAAGGACGAAGCGAUACAACUCAACUAAGCGUUAACUAUGAGCCGAUUCUAGAUCGACUGGUUGAUGGCUUAGGCAGAAAGCAGCAGAAAGAGACAAUCAAAAGAUUUCAACAUAUUGUUGGUUCUAUUGUGCUCUUAGGAAACCCUCUCCCUAUCUCUACCCUUGGCCGACUCUUAGAGCUCGACAAAAGGGAGAUUCAUACCCACCUUAGACUGCUUCAUUCAGUACUAAGCAUUCCUUCAUCAGAAGAAUCUCCUGUUCGAAUAUUCCACCUCUCAUUCCACGACUUCUUGGUAGACUCUGAGUACCAGGGGCGUCGCUUCUGGAUUGACAAGAAAAAGGCUCAUAGUCGACUAGCAAUGCACUGCCUUAGAAUUAUGAACAAAAGCCUGCAUAUGGAUAUUUGCGAAACCAUGCAGCCAGGAACGAAUCGUACAUCUAUCGAAACUCAGACCAUCAGCAACAAUAUUCUCCCAGAAGUGCAGUAUGCUUGUGUUUACUGGGUGCAUCAUAUACAAAACAGCGGCUCUUUCGAUCAGGAAGCCAUACACAAGUUCUUGCUGGAUCACUUGCUCCACUGGCUUGAGGUUCUCUGCCUUAUUGGCAGGUCUACAGAGGGACUUUCUAUAUUGGAAAUGUUACAGAAAUGCCUAGAGAAUCAAGAAGGGCGAGAGAGUCGACCACUCCUAGAUUUUAUCGAUGAUGCAAUCCGAUUUUUCCAUAUGUACCGAUCUAUGAUCGACGAGAUACCGCUACAAAUCUAUUCUUCCGCAUUACUUUUCAGUCCGAGAAAUAGCCUUAUUCGAAAGCAGUUUCAGAUUCCACGGUGGAUCUCUCGUGGGCCUGUGGUGGCAGAUAAUUAG
Messenger RNA from Clonostachys rhizophaga, 2691 nucleotides. The record is from the annotation of a GenBank genome assembly. NCBI's taxonomy places the organism in Eukaryota, Fungi, Ascomycota, Sordariomycetes, Hypocreales, Bionectriaceae.